This is a messenger RNA of Gilbertella persicaria, 1311 nucleotides long. RefSeq names its product cytoplasmic tRNA 2-thiolation protein 1. The coding region runs from base 16 to 1170 and encodes 384 amino acids. Gene Ontology annotation, biological process: tRNA wobble position uridine thiolation. The transcript is spliced from 4 exons. Gene Ontology annotation, molecular function: tRNA binding. Gene Ontology annotation, cellular component: cytosolic tRNA wobble base thiouridylase complex; mitochondrion. Lineage: Eukaryota; Fungi; Mucoromycota; Mucoromycetes; Mucorales; Choanephoraceae. The record is from RefSeq and is a predicted model, not a curated record.
CUUUUAUACUUCAUCAUGGUCAAACUCUGUGUGCUCUGUGCUAAGCGAAGAGCCGUUCUCAAGAGACCCAAGACAGGUCAACAAAUUUGCCAAGAAUGUUUUUAUUAUGUCUUUGAAACUGAGAUUCAUCAUACGAUUCAAGACAGCAACCUUUUCCAAAGAGGAGAACGAGUGGCUAUUGGCGCCAGUGGAGGAAAAGAUUCCACUGUCCUUGCACAUGUGAUGAAGACAUUGAAUGAUCGUUAUGAUUAUGGUCUCGAUCUAUAUUUACUAUCUGUCGAUGAAGGUAUCACAGGCUACCGAGAUGAUUCCUUAGAAACUGUCAAGCGUAAUCAACAACAAUAUGAAUUACCUCUCAAGAUUGUAUCUUAUCAUGAUUUGUAUGGUUGGAGUAUGGAUGAGAUUGUGCGUGAAGUAGGCAGAAAGAACAACUGUACCUAUUGUGGUGUGUUUAGACGUCAAGCAUUAGAUCGAGGUGCUGUCAUGUUGGGGGUCAGUCAUAUUGUGACUGGCCAUAAUGCAGAUGAUAUAGCCGAGACAGUAUUGAUGAACAUCUUUCGCGGUGAUAUCGCAAGACUCGGUAGAUGUACAGAAAUCGUGACUCAGGGCGAAAGUAACAUUCGACGAUCCAAGCCAUUCAAAUAUACCUAUGAAAAAGAGAUUGUCAUGUAUGCUUAUUUUAAGAAACUGGAUUACUUUUCAACAGAAUGCAUUUAUUCACCUAAUGCUUAUCGUGGUCAUGCUCGUACUUUCUUGAAAGAUUUAGAAGCCAUUCGACCCAGUGCUAUUAUUGAUAUUAUCAAAUCGGGAGAAGCAUUUGAAAUCAAAACAGGCACAAAGAUGCCUACCCAAACUGUGUGUGAGCGUUGUGGGUACAUGUCUUCUAAUGCUCUAUGUAAAGCCUGUAUGUUAUUAGAAGGUCUUAACCGAGGUCUACCCCGAUUAGGUAUAGGCAAGACAUCCAAGACACGUCGUGAAGAACUUGAAAAUGCUACUCCUUUAGAUGAUCAUGUAGUUAAAGUACAACACUUUUCAGAAAUCAAGCGCGAUCAAGAUCAACCGCAGCUUGUUCAUCCCAAGGAUCCUAAAGAAGUGUACACACCUCCGCCUCGAGUUCCCGGAGGAAUUUUGCACGAUGCCCAGCUAAGCAAGAAAGACGUUAGUUGGUAAUUUACAUUGAUUAUUAAUCCUAAUUUUAUUAUUAUCCCGAAAAUGGGAAUAUCUGAACUCGAUCGAAUCUAUGCCGGAAAAAUGUUUUCCCAUGUUUAUAAAUAUAUAAAUAAAUAAAUAAAAAACUUUGCAAUUCUUGAC